CUCUACCGGAAGUUGUGGACGCACUCUACGCGGGAAACCAAUGUUUUUUUUGUCUGUGCAGUCUGCUUGUAGACUGGACUCAGCAGAAAAGCGAAACAGCGGAAAAACAGUAGCAGGAUGAAGGUGAUAACAUGUGAGAUUGCGUGGCACAACAAAGAGCCUGUCUACAGUCUGGACUUCCAGCACAACUCAGAGGGCCGCAUACACAGGCUGGCCACAGCAGAAGUGGACACCACUGUCAGGCUGUGGCGUGUGGAGAUGGGGCCUGAUGGGAAGGCAGUGGUGGACUUCCUGUCAAACCUGGCGUGGCACACCAAGGCCGUCAACGUGGUGCGCUUCUGCCCCAACAGCGAAAUGCUCGCUUCUGGAGGAGAUGAUGCAACCAUCCUGCUGUGGAAGCUAAACGACAGUAAGGAGCCUGAACAGGCCCAAUCGUUCCAGGAGGAGGAGGAGGAUAGUCAGCUCAACAAGGAGAGCUGGAGUGUGGUCAAGACCUUGAGGGGACACAUAGAGGAUGUGUAUGAUAUCAGCUGGACCCGGGAUGGGAACUUCAUGGUCUCUGGUUCUGUGGACAACACUGCCAUUAUGUGGGAUGUCACAAAGGGACAGAAGCUGUGCAUCUUUAAUGACCAUAAGAGCUAUGUGCAGGGAGUGACCUGGGACCCGCUGGGCCAGUAUGUGGCCACACUCAGCUGUGACCGGGUGAUGCGUGUGUACAGUACUCAGAGCAGGAGGAAGGCCUACAGUGUCAGUAAGAUGGGCUCUGGAUCAGCUGUGGGGGGAGAGGUGAAACAGUAUCGAAUGUUCCAUGAUGACAGCAUGAAGUCUUUCUUCAGGCGACUCACCUUCACACCGGACGGAUCCUUUCUGCUUGCCCCAGCGGGGUGUGUGGAGGCAGGGGAGAACGUCACCAGCACUACAUACGUCUUCUCCAGGAAGAGCCUCAAGAGGCCCAUAGCUCACCUGCCCUGCCCUGGUAAAGCCACCCUGGCUGUACGCUGUUGCCCUGUCUACUUCGAGCUGAGGACCAAGAAGGGAGAUGAUGCCAGUGCCCAGCCCCUGCCCAACAUGUUUGGCUUGCCCUACAGACUGGUGUUUGCUGUGGCAUCAGAGGACUCCAUCUUCCUCUAUGACACUCAGCAGACCCUACCCUUCGGCUACGUGUCCAACAUCCACUAUCACACACUCAGCGACCUCACCUGGUCUCGGGACGAUUCUUUCCUGGCGGUGUCUUCUACAGACGGCUACUGCUCCUUCCUUUCCUUCUCUCCUGGCGAGCUGGGCACCCCCCUGAAGGAGCCCCCAGUCCUGGAGGUCGUCACCCCCGGCAACGGCCCAGAGAAGAAGGGCAAGAAGGCUGCCAUGGCUCGCAUGGUGUCCCCCGUCCCUAAAACCACAGAGAGCACCGCCACUGUCCACGCCAUUCCUAAAGAGACCCCCAGCACCCCCCUCUCCUCCAUCACCUCCCAUGCCACCCCCCUGGUCCCUGGGGGUGAGGAGAAGAACAACCCUGGCAAGGCCAAGCCACAGCCCCAUAGGAUCACCCUCAACACCCUGGAGGGAUGGGGCAAGCCCAGCACCCCCAAAGCCACUGCUGCUAAUUCCCCCAAGAUCCCUACCACAACCAGCAUCAGCGCCCCCUCCACCCCCAACACCCCCUCUACAGCCCAGCCCUGCCUUACCCCAAAGGCCCAAAGAAACACUCUUGGCCCCAGCACCCCUAAAGCUUGCACCACCCCUAAAGAACCUGUCCCCAGACGGAUAUCUCUGACUCCCGUCGUCUCUAGAUCUCCAGCUGCCUUUACCACACCCUCCACGGAGAAAGCCAAACAUGAACAACCCUCUCCCCCCACCGACCCUGUGUGCCAGCCCCCAGAGUCCAAGCGGCCCAAGACCAGCACCCUGGCAGGCAAGACAGGGGUGGCUCCAGCCUCAAUGGCCACACCCAACCCCUAAGGACCCCUCAUUGCCAAGAACCCUCUGCAGGACAGAGUGGUGUCAACAUGCAACUCGCAUAUUAUCAUUACGCACGCACACACACACACACACACACACACACACACACACACAGUCACACACAGUCUAGCCUAUAGAACUGCUUAGAGACUGGUGUUGUGACCUAAUUUACACGCUCACAAGAGUUCACAGAGCAUAGACUGGUGUUUCCUCCUAAUGCAACUUUCUGUAUGUUUUUGUAAUUUCACAUCCUGAAUUCUUCUGUAGCUUAAUUUAUUGGAUAACCAGGUAGUUAUUUAAGUGAUAAUGCCCAAGAAGCAUUGUUAGCCGUGCCAAUAUAUCCUCCAAACACCGUCUUCAAGGGCAGUAUCAAUUUUAUACAGCGGGUUACCAACAUAUUCAAAUAAGGUUAUUUUCAUGAAUUUAUUCAUACUAUUUCAUCAUUCCUCAAGAUAUAGUCCAGACACAAAUCUAGGGUUGCUACCCAAGCCGGCUGGUCGGUCGUUCAGUCUUUUUGUUCUGUAUCUAUGCCAUACUGGCAGGCAACGUUCUUAUCCCCUGCUUGCUAGCUAGCCAACUACGGCUACCUUACAGUCACGUCAAACAGUGCAGACAGAAUAACAACAGUAGCUGCAUUUGUUUAAGCUGCUUUCUAGUGACAUUUAUUUGGAAACAUCCAUAACAAUGAGCUAAUGAGACGCGAUUUAGCCUGGCUUUGAAAAUGUGCUCUCUCAUCAGGGCACUGUUGUUCAGAGGAGCUAGCUAACAACACAGCUACAAUAACUUCAAACGGAAACUGGAAAGACUGCAAACUAGCUUUGUUUCAUUUGACCUUUUUUCAAUUGACAUUUCUUUGUUUAUAUUCAUAAAAAUGAUGCCAGUUGAUUCAUGAUUUCGACUGGCUGAGAAACGCUGCCUGUCUUUCUCGUCCCGACCCCUACAAGUUCAUAACUAUGCGACAGCUGGAGAGAGACAGACAGCAAUGUUCAUACAAAUCUCCAUUGUUGAAAACUAAAUGUUAGUCUAAAAGAAAUGUGAGAAUGUCUAGAUGCUUUUUAAAGUUUAGAACUUCCCUGCCUGGUCUGAAGAGACAGUGGAUUGCGUAUUCAGAUGGAACAGAGUAAAUGUACAUUUUAACAUAGAUUAGAUAGAUUUUGCCAGUGGUAAUUUGUGGAAUAGACACCGGCUAGAAUGUGCUUUUAACCAAUCAGCUUUCAGGAUUAGACCCACCCGUUGUAUGAUGUAAAUUAAAACUGUGUGGUUCCAGCCCUGAUUGGCUGACAGCCAUGGCAUAUCAGACCGUAAACCACGGGUAUGACAAAACAUUUAUUUUUACUCCUCUAAUUAUGCUGUUAACCAGUUUAUAACAGCAAUAAGGCAGCUCUGGGGUUUGUGGUAUAUGGCCAAUAUACCACGGCUAAGGGCUGUGUCCAGGCACUCCGCGAUGCGUCGUGCGUAAGAACAGCCCUCAGCUGUAGUAUAUUGGCCAUAUGCCACACCCCCUCAUGACUUAAUUCUUAAAUAUAAAUGUACCUGGCUAAAAAUAAAGGUUAAGAAACAUUAAGUUACAUAUAAGAUAAAACUACCUCAGUCCAAAUUAUGCUUAGCUCAUUUAUGAAACUGUACAAUGGUCAUUGACUUUAGUCUGAAUGGUUGUCUCUAGUGGUGUUACAUUGGGGUUAUUUCUCCUUUUUAUAUGAAUGUUUGUAUAUUGUACUUUUUGGAUUUUGGUAACACUUCAAUACAAUAAUGCUUGUCUAAAAAAAAAUAUGUAUUUGUUACGUCUCUCUAAACAUUCCCAUGAAUGUUCUCAGGACCUAGGUGGUAAAUCUAAAAACACUAUGAAAAAUCAGGGAAACCAGGUCUGGUAUUCAUAGCUGACUUUGAAAAGGCCUUUGAUAAAGUACGACUGGAAUUUAUAAAUGCCUGGACUAUUUUAUUUUGGAGAAUCUCUUAUACAAUGGGUUAAAGUUAUGUAUAGUAACCCCAGGUGUAAAAUAGUAAAUAAUGGCUACUUCUCAUAAAGUAUUAAAAUGAUAAGAGGAGUAAAACAAGGUUGUCCACUAUUGGCAUAUCUAUUUAUUAUGACUAUCAAAAUGUUAGCUUUGAAAUCAGAUCCAACCAUUAAUAUCAAGGGGCUAGAAAUCCAGGGAUUAAAAACAAAGGUGUCAAUGUACGCUGACAAUUCAUGUUUUCUUUUAAAUGUGUAAUGUGGAUCCCUGCACAGCCUCAAAGGAUCUAGAUCAUUUUUCUAAUCUCGCUGGAUUACAACCAAAUUGAUACAUGCACCAUAUUAUGUAUUGGAUUGCUAAAAAAUACAAAUUUUACAUUACUGUGUAGUUGACCAAUAAAAUGGUCUGAUGGAGAAGUGGACUCUCUUCAUAUCCUGAAAAAAUGAAAUUAUCUUACUACAAUACAUUUUUUUAAAUUUGUCAAAAAAGAUAAUCUUACUACCAUGGAAAGGACAAUACCUAUCUAUUUGUGAAAAAAUCACCCUUAUAACCCUUUAGCCAUAUCCCAGUUUACCUAUUUACUUAUGCCUACACCUAACGACUUGUUUUUUAAAUUAUAUGAGCAAAUGAUAUUCAACUUUAUUUGGAAGCGCAAGCCAGACAAAAUUAAACGGGUUUAUUUAUAUAGUAAAUAUGAAUUUGGAGGGCAGAAAAUAUUAAAGGAUUGGACCUCACUACAGGCUUCAGUCAUACAAAACUGAAAUUUAAAUUCAAACUGGUUCUCUAGCUGAUUAGUAAGAAUGGCUCACCCCGUGUUCAAUAAUGGCCCUUUCCCCUUUAUUCAGAUUACAACCUCUCACUUUUGGUUAAGUAAAAUAAUCUCCAAAAUAUUGUAAAAAAAAAAACACAUGCCAUAGAAAGCUGGUUGCAAUUUCUGUUUAAUCCACCAGAAAAUAACAAAUAUUACAACAAAUAGUAUGGUUAAACUCAAAUAUACUAAUUGAUAAAAAAUAAAAAUUUCAUGGAAAAACUGUUUAAAAACAGUAUAAUCUUCGUAAAUUAUAUCAUAAAUAGGACUGGUGGAGUUAUGUCACACAUGCAGUUAACAAAAAUAUAUGAAAAUGUCUGCUCUAUCCAAGAUUACAACCAAAUGAUUGCAGCAUUACUACAAAAAUGGAGGAGGCAAGUGGAAGGAGAAGGAACUUGUCUGUUGGCCCUGCAUUAAAGACCAAAAUUGGUUAAAGGAAAUUGUGAUAAAUAAAAAAAGUAUACCAGUAAAAUUAAAGGACCAUAAAAAUGGCAGUUGAGUCAUACAGGUUGAAAAAUAGUUGGGAAGAGGUUUUCGAUGUAACGAUUCCAUGGCACGUGGUUUAUGAACUGAUAAGGAAAGAAAACUUUGAUUUUAAAUUUAAAUUAUAAUCCAAAAUUCUUGCAACCAACAGAAUAUUUAUAUAUAUAGUACCAGUCAAAAGUUGACACACCUACUCAUGAAAGGGUUUUUCUUUAUUUUUACUAUUUUCUACAUUGUAAAGUAAUAGUAAAGACAUCAAUGAAUAAUAUAAUAAUAGAAGACAUAAAAACUAUGAAAAAACACAUAUGAAAUCAUGUUGUAACUAAAAAAGUGUUAAACAAAUCAAAAUAUAUUUUAAAUUUGAGAUUAUUCAAAGUAGCCACCCUUUGCCUUGAUGACAGCUUUGCACACUCUUGGCAUUCUCUCCACCAGCUUCACCUGGAAUGCUUUUCCAACAGUCUUGAAGGAGUUCCCACAUAUGCUGAGCACUUGUUGGCUGCUUUUCCUUCACUCUGAGGUACAACUCAUCCCAAACCAACCUCUGAACAGUUGAUGUUCAGAUGUGUCUGUUACUUGAACUCUGUGAAGCAUUUAUUUCGGCUGCAAUUUCUGAGGCUGGUAGCUCUAAUGGACUUAUCCUCUGCAUCAGAGUUAACUCUGGGUCUUCCUUUCCUGUGGCUGUCCUCAUGAGAACCGGUUUCAUAUCGCUUUAUGUUUUUUUCGACUGCGCUUUAAGAAACUUUCUAAAUUCUUGACAUUUUCUAGAUUGACUGACCUUCAUGUCUUAAAGUAAUGGUGGACUGUCAUUUCUCUUUGCUUAUUUGAGCUGUUCUUGCCUAAAUAUGAACUUGGUCUUUUACCAAAUAGGGCUAUAUUCUGUAUACCACUCCUACCUUGUCAUAACACAACUGAUUGGCUCAAACGCAUUAAGAAGGAAAGAAAUUCCACAAAUGAACUUUUAACAAGGCACACCUGUUAAUUGAAAUGCAUUCCAGUUCCAGGUGACUACCUCAUGAAGCUGGUUGAGAGAAUGCCAAGAGUGUGCAAAGCUGUCAAGGCAAAGGGUGGCUACUUUGAAGAAUCUCAAAUAUAAAAUAUAUUUUGAUUUGUUUAACACUUUUUUUGGUUACAAAAUUAUUCCAUAUGUGUUAUUUCAUAGUUGUUAUGUCUUCUAUUAUUCUACAAUGUAGAAAAUAGUAAAAAUAAAGAAAAACCCUUGAGUGAGUAGGUGUGUCCAAACUUUUGACUGGUACUGUAUAUGGAGGAUACCUCCAUCGCAGUUCUGCAGAUUUUGCUGCGAAGAGACAGAACCAUUAGAUUGCAUGUUUUGGUGCUGUCCAUAUGUAGCCUGUUUAUGGUCGCAGGUUAAGGAAUGGCUGAUGAAUUGCAAAAUGUAUCCGGAGUGAACUCGGCAAAUAGCACUACUGGGUGAUUUGAAAAGUUAUAGUCAAUCGAUCAAUAAUAUAAUAAUACUCUUAGCAGAAAUAUUUAUAAUUAAUUUAGCAUCUGAGCUAAAUAGGUUAUUGUAUAUUUGUAUGUUUCCAAUUCAUGAUGAAUUACGGUUGUAUGUGUGUUUGCUACUAAUCUCCUGUUAAGUGUGUUACAGGCCAAUGGAGAAAACAGUUAAAGGCAUACAUGCUCCAAGGCCUACUGGAAGUGACCGUGAUGGCAGCACACGUUCUUUUGACCAUACCAGACCAUGGUUACCAUACUGUUUGUUUCUUUAGUUUUAAUGAUCAGAAUUCGUUUUGUGAGAAUUUACUUUACAUUUUUGUAUCCAGAAGAAUGACAAAUAAAUGAAUCAAACUGCA
Salvelinus fontinalis (brook trout) is the source of this 7010-nucleotide messenger RNA. Its product is annotated as chromatin assembly factor 1 subunit B-like. Gene Ontology annotation, cellular component: CAF-1 complex; nucleus. The record is from RefSeq and is a predicted model, not a curated record. Gene Ontology annotation, molecular function: protein binding. NCBI's taxonomy places the organism in Eukaryota, Metazoa, Chordata, Actinopteri, Salmoniformes, Salmonidae. Gene Ontology annotation, biological process: DNA replication-dependent chromatin assembly; nucleosome assembly.